UUCAAAUGUCGAGUUCACUGGCCCCCCUUCAAGAAAAAUAUGGCCGGCUUGAGAAGGAAGCCUCGUGCGAGACGAUAUCCAGCUCUUUCUCAAGAGGAAGAAGGUAAAUGGAAAGGACCUUUCGUAUUUAUUCUUGGCGCUGAUACUCAGUUUGGCUUAAAGGACAGUUACAGCGGUAUAGCUGAACACGAACGAACAUGGAAGGAUGAAAUUGAUUGGGCAAAAGUUGCGGUUAAGGCUGCAAACGAGAUGCGUCCAAAGCCAAGAUUUUUUGUUGUAUGUGGAGACAUGAUCGAUGCUUUUCCCGGUACGAGAAAUUACGACGAGCAGUAUCGAGAUUUUAAGACAGUUUUUGAUGAAUUAGAUAAUGAAAUUCCGUUGAUAUGUGUCUGUGGAAAUCACGAUAUUGGAAAUCAACCAACUGUCGAGGGCAUUUCUAAAUAUAGAAACAGCUAUGGAGAUGAUUAUUACAGUUUUUGGGUUGGUGGUGUAUUGUUCAUUACCGUAAAUAGUCAGUACUAUUAUAAUUCAAGCCUAAAAUCAUUGAGGGACGUACAGGAUACAUGGUUGGAUAAACAACUAGAACUAGCAGCAAUUGCAAAACAUGUUGUUAUAUUUCAACACAUCCCAUUGUUUGUUAAACAUGCGGAUGAAGAUGAACAUUAUGGUAAUUUUCCAACUGAGGAGCGCUCCAAAAUGUUAAAGAAACUGAAAAAUGCUGGUGUCAGGUAUGUUUUUGCUGGACAUUACCACAGGAAUGCAGGAGGCUUCCAUGGCAAUUUAGAAAUGAUUGUUACAAGUGCAAUUGGUUUCCCUCUUGGAGAUGACGAAAAUGGUAUCCGUAUUGUCACUGUUAUGGAGGAGAAGAUUACUCAUGAAUUUGUUAGUUUGAAUGAAAUUCCUAAAAGUGUUGAAGAUUGGGAAGGUAGUGUGAACUUUUAAGUGCUACUUUUAUUUUGGAUAUUCAGUAGCUUAGCAAAAUUAUGUAUAUCAUUUGGAGGGGGGGGUGGGCACAUAUUCAUAUCUACCCAUUCUGCCUUGAAAUCAAUUGUUUCCUAUGGAUGAAGACAUGCAUUUUUGAAUUUAUGUGCCCCCCCAAAAUUAACGAAUUUGCCAUGACACUGUGAAUAUCAUAAUGUGAUGCAACUAUGUCGAUUUGUUUGAACCUGGCAAAAAAUUGACAACCUUUGUUGACAGUUUGCAUGGUCAACAAUUUGCAUUGGACUCAAAUCAGUUGCACAGCCAGAAGCUCUUUCCUUCGUAUAUAACACUACAAACUUACUCGCAACGCAAGCAAAACAAAAUUGAUAGAGAAAUAGAAGACAUUUGUACGUUGUUGUACUUAAAGAAGACAUGCGUGAUGUUUUCAUACAAAUUACUUAAAAACUCUCAUAUUUCCAUGGUUAAUGUGGUUAAUGAUGAAGGAGCGGACGUGUGUGGAAGCGGGGAGCGAAAGAACGGGGAAGGAUGUAUUAGAACGUGCUAUUGUUAAACAAGAAAUGGAAAUCAAAUCUAUAUAACGUUGAACAAACUUGUUUAAAAUGUUCUUUCUUUGCACAGCUAAAGUGAAUAAGUGCUUCGGUGGUUUUGGCGGUAAAAAAUGAUCAAUGUAAAGUCGAAAAAACUGUGAACAAUUUAAGAUGUUUAAGAUGUUCAUUCUUCGAAGGAACUACGCAUUUUGUAGGCUACGAGCAUAAACCAAAAAUUCCACUACUAUUUCUAUAUUAAACGUUACCUAAAGAUCACGAAACAGUGAAUAUUUUAAAAAUCGUCAGUUUGAAUUUGUUUGACGAUGCUGUCUAGUCUAUGUAAGAUUUGUCCUUAUAUAUGUUUAUCAGCAUAAAGUAGGAACCAUCCCGAUUGGCUUAAUUUCUUUUUGGAAAAAUCCCUUGACCUGGAGUCCAAUCGGGAUGGCCAUCAGUGGAUAGUGUGAGGGCUAAUUAGAAGCUGCAAAACCACCCACUCUCGAGAAUGCUUAGCUCGUGUUCAAAUUCGUGUUGCACUGGCAAACAGUUCUGUCGAGUAUAUAAGUAAUUUAUCAAAAAAAAUAUAUUAAAAUAUAUGUUACUUCACCUUUUUA
Molecule: messenger RNA, 2080 nt
Organism: Xenia sp. Carnegie-2017
Lineage: Eukaryota; Metazoa; Cnidaria; Anthozoa; Malacalcyonacea; Xeniidae
Product: serine/threonine-protein phosphatase CPPED1-like
Exons: 2
Coding region: 40-942 (300 amino acids)
Molecular function (GO): hydrolase activity
Source: RefSeq, a predicted model, not a curated record